CAAGCAAAUAUCCAACGAGAAAUCAACUCAUUUCUCUUCUCCCCUCUUUCUCUGUCUCUCACAAAUGAAGUUGGGUUUACUAAGCAGCUCCGGCAUCAACUCCGGCUCCUCUCGCUUCCUACCAGUUUCGAGUUUCGAUCGUCUACCCACCAAUUAUGGUAAUAUGGAUAAGCAGCAGUCCUUAAACCUGAAGCGUCACCAUGAUAAUCUCGAAAUUGUUAGUAGCACUAGCAUUUCAUUGCCCAAGACCACCGCUAUUGAUCUCACUACUGCCCUCAUAAGUACAUUUUCAGCUGCGGCUUUCCUUGCGACGCCAUUAGCAAAUGCUGGAACUUUAGAGGAAAUACCUGCUUCCUUAUAUACUCUUGCUGAUGGGACCUCCGGGGAUUGGCUUUCCGGCCUCCUAUUUUCAGCUGGUCAAGAUGCUAAUGCAGCGGUGCAGAACCAGUUGGCAUCCUUCAGUUUUACUAGUUUGGCAGUCAUUUUUGGUGCUGGGCUUGUAACUAGUCUUUCUCCAUGCACACUGAGUGUAUUGCCCCUUACCCUUGGUUAUAUAGGGGCAUUUGGAUCUGGAAAGAGUAAAGCAGAGGUUAUUGGGAAUUCUCUCUCGUUUGCCAUGGGAUUGGCAACAACAUUGGCCCUACUGGGUGUAGCAGCCUCAUUUGCAGGAAAGGCCUAUGGCCAAAUCGGGCAGGGUCUGCCUGUGGCUGCUUCUUCUUUGGCUAUCAUCAUGGGUUUAAAUCUCUUGGAGAUAUUUGAGUUACAGCUUCCUUCCUUUUUCAACAACUUCGAUCCUCGUGCAGCUGCUGCUAGUUUUCCUUCAAGUGUCCAGGCGUACUUGGCCGGACUUACAUUUGCAUUAGCUGCAUCACCCUGCAGUACUCCAGUGCUUGCUACGCUGCUUGGGUAUGUCGCCUCGACCAGGGAUCCCGUGGUUGGAGGUAGCCUACUACUGACAUACACAACUGGCUAUGUUGCUCCUCUUCUUCUUGCUGCUUCUUUUGCUGGAGUAUUGCAGAGCCUGCUUUCAUUCCGCAAGUUCUCAGCAUGGAUCAAUCCUAUGAGUGGCGCCCUCCUCCUCGGUGGCGGGUUGUACACACUGUUGGAUAGGCUGUUCCCAGUUACAAUGGUGAUGUGAGUGUCUGUGUCAAACAAACUAUAAGCAGAAACCAGAACAUCACCUCUAUUCUGGAUUCACCUGCUCUUAUCCAGCAUUGGUGGUUCGUUGUACUAAAUGAAGCAACUCGGUUUUCUUGGACUUGGAGGCUGUAUGCGGUGAGCUGGUAAACACCCCUAGUUGUGAAUGUACAAAAGUGCGAUUAUUAUAUGGAACUAAGGAUGCUAGAUUCAUGUUGGAAAGCUGGUGCCAUUUUAUGUCUGGUAAGAAAUGUGUAAUAAUAAAAAAAUAUGGUUAAAUUAUGUUCAUCUUAUUCUCUUA
Messenger RNA from Salvia splendens (bonfire salvia), 1438 nucleotides. RefSeq names its product cytochrome c biogenesis protein family (gene CCDA). The transcript is spliced from 12 exons. Lineage: Eukaryota; Viridiplantae; Streptophyta; Magnoliopsida; Lamiales; Lamiaceae. The record is from RefSeq and is a predicted model, not a curated record. Gene Ontology annotation, biological process: cytochrome complex assembly. The coding region runs from base 65 to 1138 and encodes 357 amino acids. Gene Ontology annotation, cellular component: membrane.